AUGGAGCGCUCGCAGAGCCGCCUCAGCCUCUCGGCCUCCUUCGAGGCCCUGGCCAUCUACUUCCCCUGCAUGAACAGCUUCGACGAGGAGGACGCGGAUGGGGAUGGUCGGAGACUCAAAGGAGCCAUCCAGAGGAGCACGGAAACAGGAUUGGCCGUCGAGAUGCCCAGCAGGACCGUGCGCCAGGCCAGCCACGAGUCCAUCGAGGACAGUAUGAACAGCUACGGAUCAGAGGGAAACUUGAAUUUCAGCGGAGUCCAUCUGGCAUCUGCUGGGCAGUUUAGCGACUUCCUGGGCAGCAUGGGCCCUGCGCAGUUCGUCGGGCGUCAGACCUUGGCCACCACCUCCAUGGGGGAUGUGGAAAUUGGCUUGCAAGAGCGAAAUGGGCAGCUAGAAGUGGAUAUCAUUCAGGCCCGAGGGCUGACGCCGAAACCCGGCUCCAAAACCCUGCCAGCUGCUUACAUCAAAGCUUACCUGCUAGAGAAUGGCGUGUGCAUUGCGAAAAAGAAGACAAAAGUGGCUCGCAAAUCAUUAGACCCUUUGUACAAUCAGGUGUUACUCUUUCCUGAGAGCCCCCAGGGCAAAGUAUUACAGGUGAUAGUGUGGGGAAACUACGGACGCAUGGAGCGCAAGCACUUCAUGGGAGUCGCCAGGGUGCUCCUGGAAGAACUGGAUUUGUCAACUUUAGCAAUUGGCUGGUACAAGCUCUUCCCGACCUCCUCCAUGGUGGAUCCCACUACAGGCCCGCUCCUGCGUCAGUCCUCACAGCUUUCCUUGGAGAGCACAGUGGGACCCUGCUGUGACAGGUCUUAGUGAGUAAGGAAGGGGGAACUGCUUUUGUUUUUUAAACAUGCUGUCAAGGUUUUGUUUGCUGGAACUCUGACCUCAAGCGCGAUGCAUGUUCAAUCAGUUCUUGUGGAGCUGGAAGAGGAGGAUAAACCAGUGACCUUAGACAGAAGACAAGGGGGAGGGCGCAGUGCCCUCUCCAUCCAAGGAGGAGGUGCCAUGGGGCAUGAGUCCUAGUUGUCAAAKUAGACAUACACCUCUUGUUUCACUUCUCUCACUGUCAUUCUUGGACCCUUGUUUCAGAUCAGUAUUAAUUCUGGAAAGUUGCAGUGUUUUAGGAGAAGUAAGAAAGGUAUUUGUUUCUUAACUUUGUAUUUUACAAGUUUCUAAUACAGGCUCCAUCURGUAGCACCUGAAAAAUUCAGAAGCCAAUAUCUGACCUAAAAAAGAACAGGAGCAGAAAGUGUAAGAGAAACCCUGAUGGUUUGGGGAGAUCUUUUUUUUUCUUGAAAGAAAGAAAAGUAGGAAAACUGCAACUCUUUCUCUAGUAUAAACCCACACCACUGAAUCAUGUUACCUGUAAAACUGUUGUUGCUGUGUUUUCAAACUGUGCCAAACUACCAGCAAGUGUCUUUACUGCAUUACCUGUCUAACACUGCUGAUGAAGCAUACUUGGUGGGAGAGUAAGUAGAGCCUACUUAGACCAGGCAGUUUGAGCAGAAGUUGAGUUUAGCAGGCGAAUUAGCUGCAGUUUUGCUCAGAACACGUACUAGGAGUUGAACAUCACACUUGCAGCUUGAGAUUUAUGUUGUUGGAUGCAACGUGCUGGGAUUUGCUGGCUCCCUUUCUUGUCGCCGUGCGUCCUUCAGUCGCAAUGUCUCCUACCUCCUGCUUUCCAUCCAUCUCCUCUGUACCAGUACAUAUCUUCUGGAGAUGCUGCCCUUCUGUUGUGCUAUGGACUGGAACGGGACUGUCCUACUCUACCACAGGAAAGGAGACUGAGUUUUCUGAGGGUGCAGGGGAGAGAAACCUGUUUAUCAUCUGACAAGAGGGUACUGCAGAGCAAAUAACCUUCCUUGCAGAAAGCAAAAGAGGUUGCUUUAGUGCUCAGUAGUCCAAGCAUUGGCAAGUGUCCUGAAAGGAGAAGCCAUCCCCAAAGUAUGGAGUGGUAGUGGUUGGGGCAUCAGAAGACACGAUGGUCACAGCAUGUGUAUUUUAUUUAAGCGCAGCACUAGCUAUAAAGAAGUCGUGUCUGUUAACCCAGUGAAGCACGUUCUCUGCGACGCCGAGCUGUGRCGGCUGCUGUCACGUGCUGAAUCCUUCCAAUUGCUAAAACCUUUUGGCUGAAAACACUUAUUAUCCAAAAUAACGGCGAAUCUUCCAAGAUUCCUUGUCAGCAGACCUUCUCUGCUAGAUUUUAUUGUAAUUUUUCAUGAGGAUUUCAUGACUAUUAUCCCAAAAUAAGCUUUUGGGAGUGUUUUACUUAGUGAUUUAAAAGUCAGGGUCCCAUGUCACGUUUAGCAGUUAGAUUCUUGACCCAUCACUGCGUGGGCCUCAGCUUUGGUAGAAUAAAAGCAUGAAUGUUGAGUGGAUGGUCAAAGUUGCUUUUGGUUCUAGCUUGUCUAUGGCAUUUUAAAUUAUUUUGAGGUAAAUUACAAGAUAGAUGCAAAUAUAAUAGGCCUUAUAAUAGUCUCUGUAAAAAAAAAUGGUAUAUUAUAAAUGGAGAAGGGACAUAGAAUGAAAAUUUUUAGAGUCUUAAAUGGCAAAAGCUUCAACAUUUCUGUUAAAUCUYUUAAUUUCCUUGAUCAAAUAUGUCUCUGGCCUCUCACUAAUUAUUUUUUCUAAUAGUAUUAAGGCAGUUUCUAUAUAUUAACUGAAGAAAAGUUUGUUGCAUGCCGAUCAAACUAUGUUGUGGCUCUCUUUUCUUUAAAGAAAAGCACAUUUACUGUAAUUCAAGUCAGCAUCUUUUCCUCUUGGUAUGUAGUGAGUACUAGGCAAUAUUGUACAAUAUAUGUAUGAACUAGAAUAGAUUAGGUAGAUUUAGUGGUUUGUAGCACUGGAUCUUUUACUAACUAUGUCUUUAAAAGGACUGUGGGGAACUACAGAUACAUUCCAAACCUACUAACUGAGUAACAGGGGUUCUGUCUGUUAAAAACUUUAUAUUGGUAUUUUGUUUGGACAUUAUCUACCUGUAAUAUCUAGUCAAUCAUGUUUUUCCUGUGUCCUGUAAUACAAAUGCAACAUUUUUAUAGUCUUUAAUGG
Messenger RNA from Nothoprocta perdicaria, 3048 nucleotides. It is a transcript of the gene RIMS4, whose product is annotated as regulating synaptic membrane exocytosis 4. Lineage: Eukaryota; Metazoa; Chordata; Aves; Tinamiformes; Tinamidae. Gene Ontology annotation, molecular function: transmembrane transporter binding; small GTPase binding. Gene Ontology annotation, cellular component: cytoskeleton of presynaptic active zone; presynaptic membrane. The transcript is spliced from 6 exons. Gene Ontology annotation, biological process: calcium ion-regulated exocytosis of neurotransmitter; regulation of synaptic plasticity; regulation of membrane potential. The coding region runs from base 1 to 813 and encodes 270 amino acids. The record is from RefSeq and is a predicted model, not a curated record.